ACGUAAAUUGUUGACAUCCCUACUAGCCUACUAGGACACCCUAUCCCGAUCCAGACCCGACCCACGGCUUUGUCCUCUCUUCUUCUUCUCCAUUGCCGACCAACUCAGAGCGGAGAAACACAAAAAGAAAGAGAGAGAGAGAGAGGGUGUUCUAUGAGGUGCAAAUAACAGAGAAGCUUCGGACAGAAAAGAAAGAGAGCGAGAAAAGAGAAAAGGGGUGGGGGGUGUUCUAUGAGGUACAAAUAACAGAGAAGUUUCGGACAGAAAAGAAAGAGAGCGAGAAAAAAGAGAAAAGGGGUGGGUGGGGGGUGUUCUUGGAGGAAUGGAAUAGAGAGAGAAAAAACCGUGAGGAAGUGGGAUCGACUGUCUUUCCUUCUCCACUAUCAAUCAAAUCAGAGAUAGGAAGCGAUAGCUGGAGCAGUGUCACUGCCACGGACUGUCACAAACAGUCCCGAUUCCGUCGUCCACCACCACUGACUUCACCGUUGUUUGCCAGAGACCGUCGCACUCUCCAUUGUCUCCCUUAUCGAUGGUCAUCGUUAGGUCAGUUGAAUUGAACCUAUCCCUGGCUUCCUUCUAGUAUCAAUGCCCGAGCUCAGACGUCCAGGCAAUGUGUGAUGGAAAUUCUACGUCUGAAGAAAAGUAUCUGCCGUUAAUCAGUGACUAGCCGCCGAAGCCCUUAUACCCGAUACAAACGACGGCAUCAAACGCAGUUCGAAGGCUACAUCAGAAAGGGUAGCAGUACAGAGUACAAAGUUGUCAUGGACAGCUCUGAUGAUGAAAAUAAUGAUGUAACCAAGGAACUCUAUCACAAUUCAACACUCAAUGGUACAAAGUUUGUAGAGGAAGUACUCACUGGUCAAAAUGAAUAUUGCCGGGAGAAUUUUCGUAUGGAUAAGCAGGUCUUCUACAAGUUGUGUGACCUUUUUCAAGCUAAAGGUCUACUACGCCACACAAGUAGAAUAAAGAUCGAGGAGCAGUUAGCAAUAUUCUUGUUUAUAAUUGGUCAUAACCAAAGAACUCGUGCAGUUCAAGAACGCUUUCGGUACUCUGGUGAAACCAUUAGCCGGCAUUUCAACAAUGUUUUAAAUGCAAUUAUGGCAAUUGCUAUAGAUUUCUUUCAGCCUCCAGUGUCUGAUAUUCCUCCAGAGAUACUGGGGGAUGCCAGAUUCUAUCCAUAUUUUAAGGAUUGUGUGGGGGCAGUGGAUGGAAUACAUAUCCCAGUUAUGGUUGGUGUUGAUGAACAAGGUCCAUUUCGCAAUAAGAAUGGAUUCCUUUCACAGAAUGUAUUGGCAGCUUGCUCAUUUGAUUUGAAGUUUCAUUAUGUUCUCGCUGGCUGGGAAGGUUCAGCAACUGAUUCACGUGUAUUGAACUCAGCACUCACAAGGCGUAAUAAUCUUAAAGUACCUGAAGGUAAAUACUACCUUGUUGAUUCCAAGUACCCAAAUAUGCCAGGCUUCAUUGCUCCAUACAAUGGUGUUCGCUACCCCACAAACGAAAUUCCUGGCAUUUAUGCACAAGAUGCAAGAGAGCUGUUUAAUCAGCGACAUUCAAUAUUGCGAAACGUCACUGAUCGCAUUUUUGCUGUUCUGAAAGAACGCUUCCCUAUUUUGAUGUCAGUGCCUCCCUACCCAUUACAGACUCAAGUCAAGCUAGUUGUUGCAGCAUGUGCAAUACAUAAUUUUAUCCGAAAUGAGAAAAGGGAUGAUUGGCUUUUUAAAAUGUAUGAACAAGAUAUUGAGCCACCGGUAGAAGAAUCAAUGCCACAAGUUGAGGUAGAGCCAGUGGCAAUGAUACCGUUUGAGACCCAAUCUUCCGAGUUUGUCUUCGCAGAGGGACAACUAGAAGCAGCUUCACAGUUGCGUGACGCAAUUGCAACAGAGAUGUGGAGUGAUCAUGUGCGAAGUUUAUCGAUCAUGUAGUUUGUUUUCUUUUAUAAUUUCACUAAAGUUUCGAGACUGUUCUGAAUAUUUAUUUUGAUAGAGCAAUGGUAAUUCUGUUGAAUACAAAUACCCAAAUA
Messenger RNA from Nelumbo nucifera (sacred lotus), 2020 nucleotides. Its product is annotated as nuclease. The record is from RefSeq and is a predicted model, not a curated record. NCBI's taxonomy places the organism in Eukaryota, Viridiplantae, Streptophyta, Magnoliopsida, Proteales, Nelumbonaceae.